This is a messenger RNA of Dreissena polymorpha, 3477 nucleotides long. Its product is annotated as kelch-like protein 3. Gene Ontology annotation, molecular function: protein binding. The record is from RefSeq and is a predicted model, not a curated record. The transcript is spliced from 13 exons. Lineage: Eukaryota; Metazoa; Mollusca; Bivalvia; Myida; Dreissenidae. Bases 425 to 3352 code for a protein of 975 amino acids.
CGUCUGACUCUUCUGCCUAUAAAGUAUUGACCCCUUCUAGCAUUUACUCGCACUGGCUCAGACUGAACUUAAUGCAAACCAAAAACAAUAAUUUUAUACUGAGUAUCUUAUCCAGUAGGGAUAAAUAUAAAUUGACACAGAACAAGUUUCACUCUUUCCUGAUAUAUUUCGCCGAAAUGGGCUUUUUGAAAGUUUGUUUUUACAAAUAAACCGACGUCGUUACGUGAAGGCAUAUAUGACGUCAAAUUAACGUCAUAAACCCUUUUAUUUGACGUCGUUGCCUAACAGCGUUUCUUUUCCACGGUAGAGCAACGCGCGCGUAAUUAAACACUUAGGCCAAUUUUCUUCGAGUUGACUGUCACAGAUACGUUACUUAAAAAAGGUUGGUGUUUUUUCAUAAUCGUCGUCAUAUUGCGGCGAUAGAAUGGCAUCGAAAAAGAACGUCUUUCAGACAAUUCAGAAGAAGCGAAAAUUUGCAGACCGGCCCAUGUCGGAGUCUGAAAUGACAGAGGGAUCUACGGAUACCUCUAAAGAGAGUACAGGCGCCAAGGCUGUGACUGAGAGAGCUGUAGGUGUUCUAGAGUCUCCUCAGAAAACGACUGAUAACAAUAAUGGUAAAGUUACGCUGAACAUGAAAACUACAACUGAUAACAAUAUUGGUGUAGUUACGCAGGACAUGAAAACUACGACUGAUAACAAUAUUGGUGUAGUUACGCAGAACAUGAAGAAUACGCCUGAUAACAAUAUCGGUGUAGUUACGCAGAACAUGAACAAUACGACUGAUAACAGUAUUGGUGUAGUUACGCAGAACAUGAACAAUACGACUGAUAACAGUAUUGGUGUAGUUACGCAGAACAUGAACAAACUGACUGAUAACAAUAUUGGUGUAGUUACGCAGAACAUGAACACUACGACUGAUAACAAUAUUGGUGUAGUUACGUGUGAACCAAUACCGGCUUUGCCAGAGACUCCCAAGAUAGAUAACGUUGAUGCAAAGCCAGUGGUAUAUACGAUUGCCCCGGACAAACUGCGGUCGUUAGACGCUGAUGAAGACGGAAGCUUUCAUACCAUGUUGGCCGAGACGAUCAGUGAGUCUGAGAUCAUCGCGACUACUGAGGUUACGAAUAUCGUCGUGAAACAUGAUCUCAGUCAGCCAGCUGUUCCGAAGUCAUCGUUGAAGAAGAAGCAUCGCGUGUUUGACGUAGACGACGCUUCCGGACUCAUCCCGAGUGACAUUUUCUACCUGAACACCGACCACGUGUUGCAGCGUUGCGAGACGUUCGACCAGCUCUCCGAACUCUUGGUGAAUGCAGCGUUGAGUAGUCCCGCCAAGGACAGUGCUGAAUUCCUGAACAAGUGCAAAAGAAUCCUGAAGGUCCCCGUCGACACGCUCGAUCACUACGGUAGUAUAGGGACCUUCUUGGCCACGUUGUACGAGAACAAACAUCUGAUCGACGUGGUCAUCGACGUACGCGGCACGUUGUUUGGCGCGCACCGCAUAGCGCUAAGUUGCCAGAGCGACUUCUUUGCGGAUAUGUUCAGUAAGAGUACCGGCCGGAGAAUCCCGUUUGAGUUCAAGAUCAAGGGUGUCAGCCCCGAAGCGUUCGCCUGCUUUUUGGAGUUCUGUUACACCGGAAAACUCACGAUAAUGCCUAGCAUCGCUGCGGACAUACUGAUUGUUGCAGACGUUCUCAGGGUGAACGCGUUCAAGCGCCACCUGGACGCCAUUACAGACAGCCUUCCCUUAGAUCAGAAUGUGAAAAUGGUGGCCAAAAGCAAAGUGAGCGCGGAAGGCCAAUUGUUCAAGAAACUGUUCGCGGUGAUCGUGCGGAACCUCAGCGCCGCUGCGGACACUUCCUUCUUCAUGGACAUGGACGUAGACCUGCUGUGCCAGAUACUUUCUUCCGACGACUUAGUUGUGACGUCAGAGUACGAGGUGUUCACGAUUGCCAUGCGCUGGCUGCUUGCUGAUGAACAACGAAUCAAGCACAUCCCGAGAGUCAUGGGAUAUAUCAGGUUUGACCAGAUGUGCAUACCCGAGCUAUUCACUUGCGCAGAGACAACGGCCAUACUGCGCGGCUACGACAAGUUCCGGGAGCUGGUUCUCAUUGCUAACUGGUUGCUGACGGCCCGAAAUGUACCAAAAGACGACCCCUUUCACUUCCCAGUGUCCCGACCCCGGAAGUAUCAGAACGCCGCUUUGCUGAAACUCCAGGAUUCCGAAGCACCUUCCAGUAGCAAGGGUGACCCAGCACCGAACGGCGACGUCACUGUAGCGAUGCCUCCUCCCGUGAUGACGUCAACACCACGUGCCAAACCUGCCUCUGCGGAGGGGGCGAUUAUCGAUGCGAAAAAAGCCGCGGCGGACAUACUGGCUAUAGGCGGAUUUGAGUCGAAUGAAGCCUCGUUAGUGCCGAAGUACGUGGAGCGGUAUGACAGCGCCGAUAACCAGUGGGUGCAUUUCUGCCGACUUCCGGAACCCCGCCGACACCACGCGGCAGUCGUUGUGCGAGGAUUCAUGUACUUGAUAGGCGGAAGUAACCCUUGCGUGAAAUCGGAGCUUCCGCUGCCGACGCGGACAGUGUUCCGGAUGGACCUAUUCACCAAGCAGUGGAGAGAAGGAGUCCCUAUGAACGAAGCGCGAUACAGUCACUGCGCAUGCGCGAUCAACGAGCGGAUAUACGUGUUUGGAGGGAAAGGGGAAGGCGACAGGGUGUCGAGUACUGUGGAGUGUUUUGACGUUGUCACUGAUGGCUGGUUCUACGUGACUCCAAUGGCCGGCCCUCGUUACGCCGCCACCGCCGCCAGCCUCGGGGACCGGAUAUACGUCGCGGGAGGGCUUGGAGAGAGCCGCGAGAUACCGUCUGCUCUACACGUGCUAGAUGACGUCAUCUGCUUGGAUACCUCCGCCAAAAGCUGGAGCAACGCCCCGAAUCUGCGAUUCGCCCGUUGCUAUGCGAACCUGGUCGCUGUUGACCACACCCUGUUCCUCUGCGGUGGAGCGUCCCGCUCGUUCGAUUACAAGAACUCCGUGCUGAUCAGCGUGGGCGCGCUGGACGCGCUUGACCUCACCAGAAAUAGGUGGCGCCACGUGGCGGACAUGCUCUUGGCGCGUCACGACAUGGGCGCGGCUGUUGUAGGCGACCGGAUAUUCAUGAUUGGUGGAGUCUCUUCGACAGCAGACCGCGUGUUGACGUCAGUAGAUUGCUAUGACGUCAUGACAGGUGUUAGCGUCACCAACAUACAGGAGCUACCAUACCCAGCUAGGUCGGUGGCCUGCGUGACUGUGCCGUCGGCUGGUCGUCGGCCCGCGGGCAACAAACAGGUCAACUUCCAAAGACCCAAUGUGUAACUAAUACUAUGCUCAAUCAACCCUGGACAAUUUGACUUUUUUCGACAUUGUUUUAAGAUUAUUAGACUAAUUUAAUACCAUUACUGUUUUCUUAUUUCUUUUUGAUUAAUAAAACGCAAAACGUC